AUGUCUGCUACCGCUCUAGAAUUAAAAGCAAAAGGUAAUCGUUUAUACCUUCAAGGAAAAUAUGAAGAUGCUUUAAAUUAUUAUACUAAAGCAAUCAUUCAUGAUAGUACUGUUCCAACAUUUUUUACAAAUAGAGCAUUAUGUUAUAUGCAUUUAAAAAAAUUUGAUAAGGUUAUGGAAGAUUGCCAUAGAACAUUAGAUAUGGAUAGUAAAAAUAUAAAAGCAACGACAAUGAUGGGAAGAGCUUUUCUUAAUCAGGGACAAUACGACGAGGCUAUAAAAUAUCUUAUGAAAGCUAAUGAAUAUUGCAGAGAAUCAGGUCAAUUGUAUGGUGAUGAGAUAUUUGCUUCAUUAAGACAAGCUAAAAGAGCAAAAUUUCGCCAGGAAGAAGAGAAACGAAUUCAACAAGAAAUAGAACUUCAAUCAUAUUUGAAUAAUUUGAUUAAAAAUGAUAUUAUAAGUAGAACUAAUAAAUUAUUGGAAAGUAUUGAUGGAAAUGUUGAAGGUGGAAAUAAAGAGAAAAUUAACGAAAAAAUUGAGGAACUUCAAUUGGAGGGUGAUAAUCACAUGGCACAGCUAAAUAAUCUUUUUUCACAAGUUGAUGAACGACGAAAAAAACGUGACAUACCUGAUCAUUUAUGUGGAAAAAUCAGUUUUGAAUUAUUAACAGAUCCUGUUAUAACUCCAUCUGGUAUAACAUAUAAUAGAUCAGACAUCAAAGAACAUUUACAAAAAGUUGGACACUUUGAUCCUGUAACACGGGCUAAAUUAACUGAAGAUAUGUUAAUACCAAAUUUAGCUAUGAAAGAAGUAAUUGAUUAUUUUUUAUCAGAGAAUGAAUGGGCAAUUGAUGCAUAA
Molecule: messenger RNA, 858 nt
Organism: Strongyloides ratti
Lineage: Eukaryota; Metazoa; Nematoda; Chromadorea; Rhabditida; Strongyloididae
Product: E3 ubiquitin-protein ligase CHIP
Exons: 3
Coding region: 1-858 (285 amino acids)
Biological process (GO): protein quality control for misfolded or incompletely synthesized proteins; proteasome-mediated ubiquitin-dependent protein catabolic process; positive regulation of proteolysis
Cellular component (GO): cytoplasm; Z disc
Molecular function (GO): ubiquitin protein ligase activity; protein-folding chaperone binding
Source: RefSeq, a predicted model, not a curated record